AUGAGCGAAAGUGAAGGUUCACGAACGACUACUGAAGAUUAUGGUAAACCAUCUGAAUCUGAUACAAUUCAGAAGUUAAUUGAAUUUUGUGGAGAAAUGCGAUCAAGCUCAUCAUUAUGUUAUUUUAGAACUCAAACCUUAGUCUCGAACGCUAUCAGUUCUUCAUCAAAGAUUUUCUUUGUUUUAGCUUCACAUGGAAUGUGA
Molecule: messenger RNA, 204 nt
Organism: Adineta ricciae
Lineage: Eukaryota; Metazoa; Rotifera; Eurotatoria; Adinetida; Adinetidae
Source: the annotation of a GenBank genome assembly